AUGUCAAAAGUUCAUAAUUUUGACGAGAAACCUGAUAAUAUAUGUCUUUUUUAUAUAAAAGUGAAAUCAUGUUAUGAUUUAAAUCAAGAUUUUGAUAUUUCUUUUGAAUGUCAACAAGAAACAGUAUUAAAACUAUUAUUAAAUUUUACAAAUGAAAAUUUUUGUUAUGUAUCAGCAUAUCCUGAAAAAUAUCUAUCCUGGAAAAAUAAUAAAUUUUUAUUAAAUUGGAAUGAAAAUUUUCUCAUUAUUGAAAUUCAAAAUUUUCGUGGUUCAUUUGAAUGUAGAAUUAAUAAAAUACCUAUAUUUAAUAUAUUUAUAAGAUCAUACCAAAAUAUUAAAGGAGUUAAAAUAAAUGGUAAUGUUAAAAUUAAAGAAGCAUUUCUUGUAAAUAAAGAUAUUACUCAUCCAUAUAAUGCAAUAAAAAUUUAA
Strongyloides ratti is the source of this 429-nucleotide messenger RNA. RefSeq lists its product as hypothetical. Lineage: Eukaryota; Metazoa; Nematoda; Chromadorea; Rhabditida; Strongyloididae. The transcript has a single exon. The coding region runs from base 1 to 429 and encodes 142 amino acids. The record is from RefSeq and is a predicted model, not a curated record.